UCAGAGAAAGCGAGGGCCAGUCAGUGAUCCAGAAACCACUGCACCAUGAACAUUUCUGCUCUGAUUCCCACUGUUUACCCAGGCAACUUGCCUGGGUUCCUGCAAGUGGCCUUUUUCCUCAGCCUGCUUCUGCUGGUGUUCAAGGCAGCACAGCUCUACCUGCACAGACAGUGGCUGCUCAAGGCUCUCCAGGAGUUCCCAUCACCGCCCUCCCACUGGUUUUAUGGGCAUAAGAUUCAUCGGGACCAGGAGCUGCAAGAUCUUCUGACACGGGUAAAGAAAUUCCCAAGGGCCUGCCCACGAUGGUUCUGGGGCAGUAGAGCUCACUUUGUCACGUAUGAUCCUGACUACAUGAAGUUGAUUCUGGGGAGAUCAGACCCCAAAAGUCAUGAUACUUACAGAUUACUAGCUCCCUGGAUUGGGUACGGUUUACUACUGUUGAAUGGCCAGACGUGGUUCCAGCACCGGCGGAUGUUGACCCCAGCCUUUCACUAUGACAUCCUGAAGCCUUAUGUGAGAAUCAUGGCAGACUCUGUCUGUGUGAUGCUGGACAAAUGGGAACAGAUGAUUAGCCAGAACUCUACACUGGAGAUCUUUCAACCCAUCUCCUUGAUGACCUUGGACACCAUCAUGAAGUGUGCCUUCAGCUAUAGGGGAAAUGUCCAGCUGGGUGGGAAAGUUCAACCCUAUAUCCAGGCUAUCAUGGAUAUGAACAACCUCCUUUUUUCUCGUCUGAGGAAUGCCUUUCACCAGAAUGACAUUAUCUACAGUCUGACUUAUGAUGGCCACUGGACCAACCGUGCUUGUCAGAUUGCCCACGAGCACACAGACCAAGUAAUCAAAUGCAGAAGGGCUCAGCUGCAGGAUGAGGGAGAGCUGGAGAAGAUUAAAAGGAAAAGACGAUUGGAUUUCUUGGACAUCCUCCUGUUUGCUAAAAUGGAGAAUGGGAGCAGCUUAUCUGACAAGGACCUGCGUGCUGAGGUGGACACCUUCAUGUUUGAGGGUCAUGACACCACAGCCAGUGGGGUCUCCUGGACCCUCCAUGCUCUGGCCACUCACCCUGAGCACCAGCAGAGAUGCAGGGAGGAAGUCCAGGGCCUCCUUGGAGAUGGAACCCCCAUCAGCUGGGACCUCCUGGACCAGAUGCCAUAUACUACCAUGUGCAUUAAGGAGGCCCUGAGGCUCUACCCCCCAGUACCAGCUGUGAGUAGAAUGCUCAACACACCUGUCACGUUCCCUGAUGGACGCUCCCUACCUAAAGGUGUUACAGUCCAGCUCUCCUUCUAUGGUCUUCAUCACAACCCGAAGGUGUGGCCAAACCCAGAGGUGUUUGAUCCUUCCCGGUUUGCACCAGAGCGUACCCAACACAGUCACUCUUUCUUACCCUUCUCAGGAGGACCAAGGAACUGCAUUGGGAAACAGUUUGCCAUGAGUGAACUGAAGGUGAGCGUGGCCCUGACUCUGCUUCGUUUUGAGCUGCUGCCAGAUCCCACCAGGAUCCCUGUCCUCAUGCCACGCAUUGUGUUAAAGUCCAUGAAUGGGAUUUACCUGCAUUUAAGGAAGCUUCCAUAAUGGCUUAAUGUCUGCCACCUCGUCUUCCUUUCACCUGAUUUUGUUCCCAGCCCUUUGGCCCAUAAGCUGUUUUCUCUGCCCAACCAUGUAUCUUCUCACCUGCCACCUGCUGUGCUUCCUGUUUCCUGCUGUGUUUAACCUUUUGUUUUCUCAAUUUCUUCCAAGUUCCCUUAUAUUUUUUGCCUACCUGUCUCCUAAGUGACUGUAUUUCUAAUCUUCUACCUACCCCUUUAUAAUCUGAUUUCCCCACCCUGCAUUCCUUCUAUAGAUAUUCUAUCUUGUUUCUUGUCCAUCCUUUUAUGAUCUAUUUAUGCUAGCACUAAUUCGAACAAUCAGAAUGACCCUAAGGCACAGAUCCAUUUGCGCUUGUGGUUCUACAUGUCACAGAUCUGAUGUGAGUUUUACUGAGAAACAAUCAGGGCAAGUGUAGUUUCGUGCUACCCCCCAUGCCGCCACCGUGCUCUUCUUCUUUAUUGUUUCCAAAAUUUGGAGCUGCAUUUUCAUGCUUCAAAAUCUCUCUUCAAUAUUAAAACAUGAAAGCAUCUUUAAAUAUGUCUGCUUCGGUUUUUACAUCACCUCUUCAUUUUAAUAAUGCUUAUGAUUAUUUUUGCCGACUACUAUAACUCAGGGACCAUUCAUAGUUCUACCAGAGUUUGGACAUGUAAAUCUUAGGGAGCCUCUUGUCAACCGGCCUAGCACAGUCCCUCUCUGACAGUCGCACCAGCUACUCAUCUGAAGCUCUCCCGCAUGGUCUCUGUCUACAUGAUUGUCUCAUGUCUACAAUAAAGGUCACAAUGUGG
Molecule: messenger RNA, 2372 nt
Organism: Jaculus jaculus (lesser Egyptian jerboa)
Lineage: Eukaryota; Metazoa; Chordata; Mammalia; Rodentia; Dipodidae
Product: cytochrome P450 4A12-like
Exons: 12
Coding region: 46-1572 (508 amino acids)
Biological process (GO): arachidonate metabolic process; icosanoid biosynthetic process; lauric acid metabolic process
Cellular component (GO): intracellular membrane-bounded organelle
Molecular function (GO): arachidonate monooxygenase activity; heme binding; iron ion binding
Source: RefSeq, a predicted model, not a curated record